Papaver somniferum (opium poppy) is the source of this 793-nucleotide messenger RNA. Its product is annotated as protein NETWORKED 3A-like. Gene Ontology annotation, molecular function: actin binding. NCBI's taxonomy places the organism in Eukaryota, Viridiplantae, Streptophyta, Magnoliopsida, Ranunculales, Papaveraceae. The record is from RefSeq and is a predicted model, not a curated record. Bases 44 to 793 code for a protein of 249 amino acids. The transcript has 2 exons.
CAAGUUUUGAACAACUUUGUUCUUGCAUUGAUAAGUUUUUUUAAUGGAGAAUAACAAGAAGGUUGCUUGUUCAUGGUGGUUGGGCAAACAUAUCGAUUCCAAUCAAUCUCCAUGGCUUCAAGCUAUUCUCAAUGAUUUGGACGACAAAAUGAAGGCUGUCGUAUCACUUAUUAUGCAAGACGAUGGAGAUACUUUUGCUCAAAGAGCGGAGAUGUACUACAAGAACAGAACUCAACUGGUUAAAAUGAUGGAAGAGUUUCAUAGAUCAUACCGUUGCUUAGCGGAACGAUACGAUCGGUUAAGGCCUGAAUCGGAUCAUGCAUCUACUUCUUUAAACUCUUUCAUUAACGUGGAAAGCAGCCAAAACAUAGAUAGCAAUGGGGCUAAUGGAGACAGUACUUCCAGUACUAGUGAUCCCAAUCCAGCAACAUCUGUACAUGCUGCCGAAGAUCCUGAAUCCAAAACCGUGGAACAUGGUUCACAUGAUGCUCAAUGCGAAACUGAUAACGAUGACGAAAAGGAGAAAUGUGGGAGACAGAUUGCUGUGAGCUGCUGCGAAAACGGCAAUUUGUGGUUUGAUACGAAAAUGCAAGUCUCAAAGCUGAUUGAAGAAAAUAUAAAACAACAAUCGGAGUUGAUAAGACGAAACAAUGAAAAGAGAGAAGCCAUUAAAGACCUUUGUUUGCAACUAGACAAAUUAACUGAAGAAAACAUGAUUCUUCGGUCUCGCAUUCCAAACUUGAAGGGAAGGCUUCUCGGAGUCCUCUUGGGUUGCCCAUCUAGGAAGGAAUAG